Messenger RNA from Linepithema humile (Argentine ant), 3557 nucleotides. It is a transcript of the gene MCPH1, whose product is annotated as putative leucine-rich repeat-containing protein DDB_G0290503. Lineage: Eukaryota; Metazoa; Arthropoda; Insecta; Hymenoptera; Formicidae. Gene Ontology annotation, biological process: mitotic cell cycle. The record is from RefSeq and is a predicted model, not a curated record.
AGAGGCCGUGCGCGUUCCAGUAUGUAUAUAUUUCAGUGGCGUGGUCCCUCUCAGAGUUCUCUCUGACAUAUAUAGUUCAGUAUUGUACCGUCAACACCGACUUUCGUCCCCCAUAAAAAUUUGCGAAGUGACGAUUCCUUGCUGCAACCUCAGUACAAUGGCAAAGAAUAAACCUAUAGUGUAUAAAAAUAUAUUUAUCAAUGAUGAAUAAAAGAAAAAUAAUCGCAUCAAACACAUCAGAUGAAGAUGACAGUUUUGAACAUCGACAUAGCUCUUUGAGAGUUAAUAUGAGUUACAUCGCAAAUUUAACGGAUUCUGGCAAUGGUUCUCUCUAUAGAUCAGAGAUUGAAAACAUUGAAAGAGCAGAUAAUAGAAAUUUGCAAGAAAGCCAAGUCAAGAAAGAAAUACAUUUAGAAGAUACAAGUUCUAAGGAACGAGCUCUAGAAACAAAUUGUAAGCAGUUGAAAGAUGAAAUAUUAAACAAGACUAAAGCGACAUUUAACGGAGAUAAUGAGCUAUCUAUAAAAACUGCAAUGGUACUAGGGAAUAAGAAAAAUCACUUUGUAAGCAGUAUACACAAUUCAAAUUCUGAGAACAAGUCUAUUCUUAUAUUAAAGACAAAUAAUCAUUGUCUCAGAAAUAAAAUAACAAUGGAACAUAAACAAUAUACUAAUCAGCAAAGAAAGGAUAGAUAUUUAAAUAUUAUAGCCACUCCAACAAGCAAGAAUGGACAAAAUUCUAAACAAACUGUGGAUAAAUCUAGAUUAAUUCAAAAACGAUUAUUUGUCACUAAUGACAAACAAGUAGAAAAGCACACAAAAUGUCGAAUUAUAGAAGAUAUUGUUCUGCAAAAUAAAUGUCCAAUCCCCCCUAAACAAACAAAUCAAAGUAGCAGUCCUAUAUUAAGCAGCAGCAACAAGAGAGCAGGUUCUAAAUUAUGUUUGCAAAAUCAAUCUGAAAACUAUAAUAACACAUUUUCAACUGAACACUCUGUUCAGAAUGUUGAUAUAGGAGUACCCAUUACCUGUUCUACCUUUAUUGAAGAUAACACAAUAAGGGAAAAAAAAAAUAAAAGUAGCUGUAAUAAAACAAAUAAUGAUUUUAAUAUAUCUCAUGCUACGCAUACAAUGAAUAAAGUAAUAUCUAUGGAAAUGACAGAGAUUUGUGGUAUUAUUCAAACAAGUAAAGAACAAGAUAGAAAUUCAAAUGCAAACAAUUGUAUUGAAGAUAGAGAGGAAGAAAAAUCCAAAGUAAAAAGUUUAGACCAAAAGAAAAAUAUAACUAUUCAGAGGUUAAAAGAUAUUCAUUUAAACAAAUUUACUGUACAAAAUAAUAUUGCGUGUUCCAAUGUGCCCUGUGCAAACGUUGCGAAUGAUGCAGUUAGUACACGUGUACCUGUAGUUCCUGUGCAAGUAUCUAUUGAAGAAGUUGCAGCUACUACAAAAAUACAUAAUACAUUGCAAGUACAGGAGCGUAAUACUACAAAUCAAAGCAAAAAAGAAUGUAUGUUACUUUUGUCUGAUAAUAGUACAAAUAGUAUUACUCAGUUAUCUUUAAAUGUAAAUACAUCAUUGGAUGUAAUGGUUAAAACUAGUAAAGUGAAUUCUUCAAGCAAUUACAAAAUUAUUGAUACUAAUCAAAGCUUUGGAGCAACAAUAACUAAUAAUAAAAGAUCAAUAGUUUUGAAUGAUCAAUACAAAAGUAUAAAUAGCACUCAAACUUCGUUGCAAAUGAAUACAUCGAUAGAUUCUAUGCACGAAACAAGGCUAAGAAGAAAUAAUCGUUCAAUCAAACAAUCAUUGAUCCAAGAGAAGGGGAAUGUUAAAGACCUAAGAGAAAAACAUUUAUAUAUAGAUAAUCAAUAUUUAAUAACAGAAAAUAAAGAAACAGAUGAUGUAGACUUUUUAGAAAACAUCAGUUUAUUUGAGAGAUUAAAAAAUAUCUCUACACAAAAUCAGUUUUCUCAUAACGUUCAAUCAAAUAUUUAUGAAAUAGGAGAUAAAGAAAAAGCAGAAAACGAUAAAUCUAAUAAUGUAACAAGUUUAAUAUAUCAGCGUAAUGAUCAUACAAGUAAUAGUGGUAAUAAUUAUAGUUGCGUUGAAGGAACUCUAUAUCCAAUAAGCCGAUCAGUUUUAUUUAAAUCAUUACUAAAAUAUAAAACACAAAACAUCAAUCACAAUGCAGAAUCUUGUAACAACAAUGCAAAUUUGAUUGAUAAUAAAGAAAACAAGAUUAAAACUAAGUUAAAUGUUUUGAAUACAAAAGUAUCAAAUAAAACACCUAAGUCGACUGAAACACCAAAAACAGCCGAUGCAGAUACAGUUAUGUUAAAAGAUAUGCCCAGCUCUAAUUAUUUUCUUAUUCAAAAUCAAUUAAUAAUCACGGAAGAUACAUGUAAUAAGGCAAGGUUUGAAAUAGGUGACAAGACUACAAUUUCUUCACAAAAUAUGGAAUGUAUUGUAACACGGAAGGGCAAAAGGAAAUUAUUGCCGCUUAACGAAAACUCUCAAUUGUGCUCUAUUACUCCAAUAGAGGAAGAUAAAUGCACAGCUAAGGAAUCAACAUUUGGAAAAAAAAGCAAAAAGUUCAAAAAGAAGCGUUCAAAAAGAAAGUUAGCGGAUGUUAAGACUAACACAAGUAGUAUUAAACAUAAUAUCGUAAAUGAAAGGUGGUCAGAUAAUGAUUGCGAUACUUUUGAGAAUAAAAGAAAAAAAAAAAAAGUGCGAAAACCGAAAAAAAUUAUGAGUAAGAAAAUCGUUAUCAAGAAAAUUGUUGACGAAAAUGUGUUGAAUAUAUUAGAAGAAAAUAGACAAAAUAAAGAAAAUCGAUCAAUAGAGAAUAAAGAUUCUUUAAAUGAUUUUGUAAGGCAUCGCACAAUACCUACUCAAUGGUAUAAACACAAGUCUCAAAAGAUUGUCAUUGUAACGACUGGUUUAUCAAAAGAAGACCAGAGUUUAGUUAAAAGCAUCAUCAAAUCCCUUGGUAUGGCAGAAAUGGAAAUAAAUGUAUCAAAGCGAACGACUCAUGUUGUGAGUACAGGUGUACGCACAGUGAAUCUGCUUCGAGGAAUUAUAAGAGGUUGUUGGCUUGUUACUUUAGAAUGGGUUCUAACAUCCCUGGAGAACAAUACAUGGUUAGAUCCAGAAAAGUUUGAGAUGAAACAUUUCUCUAAAGCUGUAGAGGAGAAUCGGAAAGAUAGACAAUUAUUUGGACUGUCAUACAUCCCAGAAUUGUUCAGUUUAUGUGGACUUAUAUAUGUUGAGCAUAAAACUACAAUACCAUGUGAUACACUUAAAGAACUUAUAAAAACAGCAGGCGGACAUAUUACGGAAAAUAUUAAGCAGGCUAAAAUUAUCAUCGGUAUGAAUGGUUUGAAGGAAACCUGGAUUAUAGAUUCUAUCACGACGGGUGAACUACAAUCAACUAAACUUUAUCAAAGAGAAUCAAGUAGUUAAGUAUCAUAAGAAAUGUAGCGUCUUUAAAUAUCAUGUAAAUUUAAAGUAUUAUUUAUUAUAAUAUGAAAGACAUUUGUACAUCAAAUUAUAAUUUUUUUUAUA